UGAUGAUUGCAAGAAAGAGCAUGCAUCUAGUGCUGAGGAACUAUACUGUCUCUGUAAAACACCUUAUGAUGAAUCAAAGUUCUACAUAGGUUGUGAUAGAUGCCAGGACUGGUUCCAUGGCACCUGUGUUGGAAUAACAAAAUCUCAAGCUGAUAGUAUUGAUGUCUACAUCUGUCCAAACUGCCAGGCAAAUAAUUCACCAUCAGAAACUAAGGCCAAUCAAACAAUUCUCACUACUCAGCACUUUAUUGAGCUACGAAGGAUCGUAAAAAGUCUUCAGUCUCACAAGAUGUCCUGGCCAUUCUUGGAGGCCGUAGACCCAGAAGAAGUGCCAGACUAUUACAGGGUAAUCAAGGAACCAAUGGACUUGACAACAGUUGAAGAUAGAGUCAGCAGGAAACAGUAUAUGAAACUCGGGGAUUAUGUCAGAGACGUCAUGAGAAUAUUUGACAAUUGCAGAUAUUACAACACUGCAGACUCUCCAUUCUAUCAAUGUGCAGAAGUUAUGGAGUCCUAUUUUGUCCAGAAAUUAAAGGCAUUCAAGGAAAGAUUAUAAUAAAUAAUGUACAGAAUGAAUGUAUGUAGUUUGUAGUUGUACUUAUAUUUCAUAUUGAAAGAAGAGGAAGACUGUUAAAGACAAUUUGCAAGCUGACAUUGUGGCAGCAGAUACUGGAUUAAAGGUAUAGAUUUAUAAAAAAAGUAAAAUGUUGAAUGAUUAUGUAAUCCAAGGCUUAUUUUACUAAAUGUAUAUAGAAUAACAUUAUUAAAUUUAAUGUGAUUGACUCACUAUAUUUUGUGGAAGGCAUUCACUAAGAUGUUCCAUUUUUGUACUUAGGCUAAUUGUUUUUUAAGAUCCUGGUGUAUUUUCACUAAACGUAUAUAUUAUUUUCAAUGAAUUCACAAUGCGCAUGAAUGUCCAGGUCUGCUGUACAGUUUGCAUUUUAAAACGAAAUGUCACAAGUAUCAGUAUUUGAUAUUUUGGGCAACUUUUGUUAUUGUUUAUUUGUUGUGUAUCCUAUUUUUGUUAUUAAAAGUACAUUGGCAAGUCAUG
Molecule: messenger RNA, 1051 nt
Organism: Owenia fusiformis
Lineage: Eukaryota; Metazoa; Annelida; Polychaeta; Sabellida; Oweniidae
Source: the annotation of a GenBank genome assembly